Chlorella variabilis is the source of this 1338-nucleotide messenger RNA. RefSeq lists its product as hypothetical. Gene Ontology annotation, cellular component: RNA polymerase II transcription regulator complex. The transcript has 7 exons. The record is from RefSeq and is a predicted model, not a curated record. Gene Ontology annotation, molecular function: DNA-binding transcription factor activity, RNA polymerase II-specific; protein dimerization activity; RNA polymerase II cis-regulatory region sequence-specific DNA binding. NCBI's taxonomy places the organism in Eukaryota, Viridiplantae, Chlorophyta, Trebouxiophyceae, Chlorellales, Chlorellaceae. Bases 1 to 1338 code for a protein of 445 amino acids. Gene Ontology annotation, biological process: regulation of transcription by RNA polymerase II.
AUGGGGCGCACCACGAGGGCCGCGCGGCAGGCUUCACCAGAGGAAGAGGAACAGGAAGAGCCUGGCUCCGUGGCCGUAAGACGCGGCAGGCGUAGCGCACAGGGCGUGUACUCCCGCUCUCCGGCGCGUGGCAGCGGCACAGCAACUGGCGGCAGCCAGACCACAGGCUGUCGCUACGAUUCCAGCCUGGGCCUGCUGACGCGCAAGUUCAUUGGGCUGAUGGAGGAGGCAGAGCAAGGGGUGCUGGACCUCAACAAGGCGGCCGAGGCGCUGCAUGUGCAGAAGCGGCGCAUUUAUGACAUCACAAACGUGUUGGAGGGCAUCGGCCUGAUUGGCAAAUGCGGCAAGAACAACGUGCGCUUCACUGCACCGCAGCACAGCGUAGGCAGCAGCGGCCAGGACCAGCAGCAGCAGGGAUCGACUGGAGGGAGCGACAGCGGUGGACGGGCGCCAGCAGGUGCAGAUGGCAGCGGCGAGGGCGAGGAGGGAGCGCCAGUUGCAGCCCUGCAGAGCGAGUUGGAGGGCAUGCGGUCUGCGGAGUCGGGCCUGGACUCGCAGCUAGCAUCGCUGUGGGGCGCCAUGCGGCGAAUGACAGACCACGCUCUCAACCGCCAGCGCCUGUAUGUCACGGAUUCCGAUGUGAUGGCGCUGCCACCGAUGCGCGCCAGCGAUCAGGUGGUGGCUGUGCUGGCGCCUCAAGGCACCACAUUGGAGGUGCCAGAGCCAGAAGCAGGCCUGGCGCAGGGCGCCCGGCGAUACAGGAUCAUCAUCAAAAGCGAGCGUGAGCCGGUUGAGGUGUGGAAGUUCCUGGCGCGGCCAUCACAGCCAGGAGAAAGAAUUGCGGCCGGAGAUGCAGCAGCAGCAGCAGCAGCAGCGGCAGCAAUGGAGCAGGGGCCUGCUGCGCUGCGGGGUGCUGGGGCAGCUCUCGCAGCAGCUGGCAGUGGCGAGGAGGAUCACGGCAUGAGGGUGGGGGGUGAGGAUGUGGAGGAUGAAAUGGGCGAGGCAUCCUCGCCGCCGCCUCCGCCCUUUGGAAGGUUGCCCUCCAUAGCGCCCUCUCCUGAUGCUGGCAUGUUGUGGGAGGUCCAGCCGCCCAUGGGCAUCUCGCCCGCGCUGCCCUUCCUUACCGGCCACAUGCUGCACGGUGGCCAUGGCGGCAUCCCUCCGCCGCCACCGCCGCUGCCGCCUGCACCACCAUCACCUGGCGCACUGCUGCGGCUGGACGCCUCCGAGGCGUGGUUCAGCGGGGACCCAGGCAGCGCUGGAGGUGGCACCGGUGCAUUCCCGACGCUGGCCGACCUCUUCCGUGAUCCAGCCAAUGUUUCCGUCCUUAAUCUGUAA